UUUAAUUGGAUCUCAAUACAAGUUAUUAUUUUAGAUGGUAUCUUUAAGGGACAUUGUGAGAGUGUUGGAUGGGUUAUCUCUGGUGGCUAAGGAGGGCAUCAGCCGCUCCAACACCUUUCCAUUGGAAACCGCAAUCAAGGCCGCCGUCCUCUCCGUCUCCGAUGUUGUCGGUCUCACCAAAGGAAAACUCCGUCAGAUUGAUAAUGCUCACAGACAUACUGUCACCGACAGUGUCAUCUUCUUUAAGGAUCAUGUUCCCGCUUCCAAUUCUCAUCCCCCACCGACGCCUGGUGCAGAUGCAACUGUGCUUCUAAAUAUUGGUUCUUCCAUGGAUCCAGAUUCCCAAACUUCCGUGGAUUCUGCUGCUCCAUCGACCUCAAAUACUACUGCAGUGAACGGUGCUGUCACUCCCUUGAAGCAGAGGAGGCUUAGGGAAAGGAAAGUCCCUUCUACUCCUUUCUCCAGAGCCAUGGGGUUUGCUGGACUUGGAGCUGGUCUUGCUUGGGGGACACUUCAGGAGUCUACAAAGAGGGUCUUGUUUGGUACGCCUAACUCAGAAAACAACCAACAUGCCCUUUCCCCAUACUUGUCUGAGAGAAAUGCAGAACGUUUAGCUCUUGCAUUAUGCAGAAUGCGUGGAGCAGCUCUCAAAUUAGGCCAAAUGUUGAGCAUCCAGGAUGAAUCUCUCGUACCUGCUCCAAUAUUAGCAGCUUUAGACAUUGUCCGUCAGGGUGCUGAUCGGAUGCCAAGGAAUCAGCUCAAUCAGGUUUUGGAUGCUGAAUUGGGUUCCAACUGGUCAUCAAAUUUGACGAGUUUUGACUAUGAGCCAAUGGCUGCAGCAAGUAUAGGGCAGGUCCAUCGUGCUGUCACGAAGGAAGGUUUGGAGGUUGCAAUCAAAAUUCAGUAUCCAGGAGUUGCAGAUAGCAUUGAAAGUGACAUUGAUAAUGUUAAACUGCUUUUAACUUAUACAAACUUGUUACCAGAAAAAAUGUACCUCGAUAGUGCAAUGAAGGUUGCGAAAGAGGAACUUUCUCGUGAAUGUGACUAUGAAUUGGAGGCCAAAAAUCAGAAAAGGUUUCGCAGUCUCCUGACUAAUACAAAGGGCUUUUAUGUUCCAUUCGUGGUGGAUAAUAUAUCUAGUAAAAGAGUCCUAUCUACAGAACUGGUUCCUGGCAUUCCAAUUGAUAAGGUGGCAUUAUUGAGUCAAGAGACUCGCAAUUAUGUUGGAAAAAAGUUACUGGAGCUUACUUUGAUGGAGUUAUUUGUCUUCCGUUUCAUGCAGACUGAUCCGAACUGGAGUAACUUUUUAUAUGAUGAGGCGGAAAAAUCGAUCAAUCUUAUAGACUUUGGAGCUGCUAGGGACUACCCAAAACAUUUUGUAGACGAUUAUAUAAGAAUGGUGCUUGCUUGUGCAAAUAAUGACAGAGAAGCAGUGAUUGAGAUGUCAAGAAGACUUGGAUUUCUUACAGGAACGGAAUCUGAUAUUAUGUUAGAGGCUCAUGUCCAGGCGGGUUUUGUUGUGGGGCUACCAUUUUCAAAACGUGGAGGGUACGAUUUUGGAUCUACCAACAUUACUCAAAGCAUAUCAAACCUUGGUGCUACAAUGCUCAGGCAUAGGCUCACACCGCCACCCGAGGAGGCUUAUAGCCUACACCGCAAGCUUUCAGGUGCUUUCCUUGCUUGCAUCAAGCUUAGGGCUGUUGUUCCCUGUAGGGAGAUUCUGCUCCAAGUUUAUGAGAAUUAUCAGUUUGCUGAAGAAGCUAGUGGCAAAAUCUUGUCAACAAGUUCAAUUUAAUUUAGUGAUACAGAGGAAUAAAUAUAUAUAAAUAUAUAUGAUUCUGAGUAUAUUUUCUUGUGGGUGAAAUUGUAGAAACUUACGUGAGAUGUAAAUGCAUUAAUUACAUUGCUUUCAUUUCCAUUUUCGUUAAACAGAUGCAAUAGUACACACCUGUUUCCAUUACAUUGCUUUCAGAUCCAAGUAUAUUUUAGCAGCAAGUCUUAAUCUUGUUCUUCGAUGACACUA
Erythranthe guttata (spotted monkey flower) is the source of this 2023-nucleotide messenger RNA. NCBI's taxonomy places the organism in Eukaryota, Viridiplantae, Streptophyta, Magnoliopsida, Lamiales, Phrymaceae. The record is from RefSeq and is a predicted model, not a curated record.